Anneissia japonica is the source of this 716-nucleotide messenger RNA. RefSeq lists its product as uncharacterized. The transcript has 6 exons. Bases 191 to 562 code for a protein of 123 amino acids. NCBI's taxonomy places the organism in Eukaryota, Metazoa, Echinodermata, Crinoidea, Comatulida, Comatulidae. The record is from RefSeq and is a predicted model, not a curated record.
AAAGCGCAUGUUAUUAUUGUGACAAUUCUGACAACUGGAAGGGAUACCUCACUCAUUGACUCGCUGGCUAGUCGUACCUUCUGUAGUUCGGUGGAGUUUGAUCUAGACCUAGAGCCUAGGCUUUAUUUUAGUACAUCUGCCAGGAAGAGUGUGUUCAAAUCUUUUAUUGAUGUAGUUGCAAGAUACUUCAAUGCCUACACUUGGCAUUUAUUGUAAAAUGGGAUGUUCUGCUAGCCAGCCCGUCAAACAAACAGCCUGCAAUGACUAUGGAUUCGCAGAUUCAAGUAUAGAUUAUAUGCAAUCUGUUGUGACUCCAAAUCAUAAUAUAUCCCAGCAAUCUUGUGUGCGGACAAUUGAUAACCAAAAUGAUGAACCUGGAUCUUUGUCAUCUGAUCACAAGCCAAAUAUUACAAAAAAACUACACCAGAAGAAAGUUGUAUCAUCCACCCCGAUUAUGCACAGUACAACAAAUGCAUCCCAAAGCCAGACCGACUUUUUUAAGAUGCUUGAUGCAAAAAUUGAAAAGGGUCAUGAUGCAUACUCAGAAACGAGUGUGACGUAACACACGCACGGCCACAUCCAGAAGACCAAAGAUUUGAACAUACUGUUAUAUAAGACAUUUUAAUUAUAUAUAUAUAAUGCAGUAGGUAGAAUAAUUUAUAAUAUACUGUGAAUAAAAACCUGCAAGAUUCUGCUUGGCUGUUAAAUAGGCACAG